Molecule: messenger RNA, 1896 nt
Organism: Tetrahymena thermophila SB210
Lineage: Eukaryota; Ciliophora; Oligohymenophorea; Hymenostomatida; Tetrahymenidae
Product: CWF19-like protein
Exons: 3
Biological process (GO): mRNA splicing, via spliceosome
Cellular component (GO): post-mRNA release spliceosomal complex
Molecular function (GO): RNA binding; RNA lariat debranching enzyme activator activity; catalytic activity
Source: RefSeq, a predicted model, not a curated record
AUGAAGAAAAUUUUAGUUGUUGGAGACCUUUAAGGAAAUUUUGAAGGUUUGGCUCAAAAAAUUUAGAAUUUUAGUAAAAAAGGGCAGGAAUUCAAUUUUGCUGUAUGCGUUGGAUAAACUCUCUCUUUAGAGAUUUCAUUGUAGGAUUACAAAAAAUCUGGAGUAGAAAUGCCUAUCCCUGUAUAUUUCAUAGACUGCAGUGAGAUGUGCUAAUGCUUAAAUCAUUUAUACCCUACUGGUACAGAAAUUGCAAAAAAUAUAUUUUUCCUAGGCAGGUCAGGAAUAUAGGAAAUAUAAGGAUUGAAAGUAGCCUUUUUAAAUGGGCUAUAAUCAAAUAAAUAUUCUGAGUUCUACACAGAAUUGCAUUCAUAAAAGUCUUCAUUCACAGGUCCUUAUUAUAGUUUGCAAGAUAUCAAGCUUUUAGAAGAGGAAGUAAAGCUUUCCAAUCAAUUUAUGGGAGUUGAUAUAUUUUUGUCAAAUGAAUGGCCUGAAGGCUUUGAAAAAUAUACUACUUUUAAUGAGGUAGUUAAGAGAAAAUCUAUUCAUAUUACUAAAAUUGCAUAAAAGCUUAGUCCUCGUUACCACUUCUGUGCUUUGGAAGACAAAUAUUAUGCAAGAUUUCCAUAUUAAAAUGAACAAGGUCAUUUAAGUAGAUUGGUUUGCUUAGGAAAAUGGAAAUCAUAGCAAAAGCAUAUUUCAGCAUUUCAAAUAACACCAAUCAGCAAAACUCCUCUUGAAGAGCUUAAACAAAUCACAGACGAUUGUACUUAAAACCCAUAUACUCAUUUAACUAAGCCCCCAGUAUAAUAAAAAGUAAAAGAUACUUCACUCUCAAUAUAGUAAUAAAUUGAAAACGAAUUAAUGAAAGAGGAAGAAGAAAGGCUUGAUAAGCUAGAAAAAAGCUAAGGAGAAACUGAGGACUUAAUAAAACCAUACUAGCCUAAUGGUAAGUAAGAAAAGCAUUCUAUUAACUUAGAAUAAAAUUAAACUAUCCAUUUUAGUGGAUUUGAUUACAGAACUAAUGAUGAUGAUAUCAUUGAGUUCCUUUCUAGAUGGGGUACAAUUUCUAAAAUAAAUUUAGUUUAUGAUGAUCACUCAAAAAAACAUAAAGGUUAUGGUUUUGUUGAGUAUAAAGAUCUUUAAGUUACAUAAAAAGCUCUAAAUGAUUCAGAAAAAUAUUCUCUGCACUCCAGAAAGAUUAAAUUUAAUCUUGCAAAUAACAAUAAAUCAAGUCAGUCAAAGUAAAAUGAUAAAUGUUGGUUUUGCUAUUCUAACCCUAAUAUUGAUAAGAGUCUUAUUUUUUAUGAGGGGAAACAUUGUUAUUUAGCAUUAGAUAAAGGCCCAUUGAGUAAAAAUCACUUUAUGAUUGUACCUUAUGAUCAUCUUUCUAGCACUUUAGAAUUCUCUUAAGAAUUACUUGAUGAAAUUUCAAAAAUAAAAAAGAAUUUGCUAUAUAUCUUUGAAAACGGAUACAAUUAAGGGCUUGUUAUUUAUUAAAGAUAUGUAAAACUUUCUCCAAACGUCUCACAUAUAUUGAUUAAUUGUGUACCAUUAGAUUAGAACUAAGUAACACAAUUUUAAAGUAAUUUUGAAUCUAUAGUCAAACAUUAGAAAAUUGAUUUCUUCAAAUUAGAGGCAAAUGAGCAAAUUUCUAGCUGCGUAGGAGAAAAAGAAUAUUAUUUUAAUAUUGAUAUUUAUCUUUCUUAAGAUACUUUCAAAAGAUAUUUAUAUGUGUUUAAAGAAAAUGAAAGAUUUCCUUUAGAUUUUGGAAGAUAAAUCAUUUGUGAAAUACUAAAAAUGCCUCACAGGCUUAACUGGAAAACUUGUUAAUUAACUAAUGACGAGUAAAAUGAAUGUAUUUCCGAAAUGAAAUUCAAUUGCCAAAAGUUUAAAUGA